Messenger RNA from Eufriesea mexicana, 1257 nucleotides. RefSeq lists its product as uncharacterized. The transcript has 3 exons. Bases 1 to 1257 code for a protein of 418 amino acids. Lineage: Eukaryota; Metazoa; Arthropoda; Insecta; Hymenoptera; Apidae. The record is from RefSeq and is a predicted model, not a curated record.
AUGAACAAAUUCCUUGACAACUAUGAAGCGUCCGGGGAAAGUAAUAUCCACCUCGUCAACAGCUAUCUUAAGGAGCUGUUAGACACGUGGGCACGAUUUGACGCUAUCCAAUAUGAGAUUGAAGCCUUCGACAAAUCCGAAGUAGCAUGCGACGAGUUACGAGGCAAUUAUCACGCCGCAGUAUCAAGAGCAAACCGGGUUAUUGAGAAGAUUCCACCGACGAACCCCACGCCGCGCGCGUCCACCGUGUUGGCACCAAUGGACAUCAAAUUGCCGGAGAUGCGUCUGCCCAUGUUCGAUGGCACGAUCGAAAAAUGGUCAUCGUUCUUCGACCUCUUCUGUUCUAUGAUAGACCGAAACAGUGAUCUAACGUCGGUGCAAAAGCUGCAAUAUUUGCGAUCGACACUAUCCGGAAAAAUCGCAGCCUGCCUAGAAUCGCUGACUACCACCGACGCGAAUUACCCUGACGCGAUUGAACUUCUGCCCUCUACCUUAAAAGACAAAAAGACGAUACCAUUUCACACGGAACUCCUCGAGUUCCUAGAAAAACGCGCUAGUUACGCUCCAACUGUGUCAUACCCAUCAUCGCCGGGAGUGGAAAAAUUGAGAAAACCGGUUCGAGAACCAAGGCUAGCACGCGCGUUCGUGACAGCGAAUAUGCCACAAUGUCAGCCUGACAAACUACCAACAGAAGUGACCUAUAGGCCUAUCUCAGUGUUAGCAAUCUUGUCAAAACUAUUUGAAAGAUUACUCUUAAACAGACUAAUACGAAUAUUAAGGGAGAAACGUAUAGUCCCACAACAACAUUUCGGUUUUCAUAAGCAACACUCUACCAUUGAACAAGUACAUAGUACAGUUAAUGUGAUAGAAGUAUGCCUUGAGAAACGCAUGGUAUACUUUGCUGCAUUUAUUGACAUUAAUGAAGCUUUUGAUAAAGUGUGGCACAUGGGCUUGUUAUAUAAAAUUAAGCAAAAUCUUCCAUAUAACUAUUAUAACUUGCUAAAAUCCUACUUAACUGACAGGUUUUACCAGGUUAAUCAAAACGGCAAAUACUCGAAGAUCUACCUUAUACUCGUGGGUGUUUCUCAAGGCAGUGUCUUAGGUCCCACAUUAUACCAAAUUUACACAGCAGACCUUCCUAUCGACGAUAAUGUACUCGUGGCCACAUUCGCGAAUGACACUACGUUCUUGGCUUCCCAUGAAAACCCUGCGGAGGCGUCACGAUUCUUGCAGACAGCUGAACAGCGAAAACCUUGA